AUGUCUUGUAUGGUUCUCACGGUACUUAUAGUUUCUUCCAAAGCCACUGCUAUUACCUCUGAUCAUGACAGUAAUGUUGAUGGUCCUCUGAUGCCUGAUCCAAGUAUAAAGUGUGGAGAAUGCCCGUGUGGGAAACCAUGUAAUCAACAAUUUAUAACUCCUCCUAUUCUUUCUCCUCCACCACCACCUCCCAAGGCCAGUAAUACAUAUUGUCCACCAGUUAUUCAACAGAAUCCACCGUCGCCAAGGUUCAUCUAUUUCACAGCACCACCAGCAAUUCAACAGAGUAAGCCGUCGUCACCGCCGCCGCCGCCAAGGUUCAUCUAUUUCACAGCCCCACCAGGAAACUUGUACUCAACUGAUCCAUUUAAUUUACAAAUAUACUCUGGUGCAUUAACUAGAAAUCCCCUUUGUCUUAAUUCUCUGCUUCUUCUGGUUGGUUGUGGGAUUCUAGAGUUGUUGGUCUUAGGCUAUGUGACUGGCUAG
Messenger RNA from Nicotiana attenuata, 486 nucleotides. RefSeq names its product leucine-rich repeat extensin-like protein 3. The transcript has a single exon. The coding region runs from base 1 to 486 and encodes 161 amino acids. The record is from RefSeq and is a predicted model, not a curated record. Lineage: Eukaryota; Viridiplantae; Streptophyta; Magnoliopsida; Solanales; Solanaceae.